This is a messenger RNA of Cherax quadricarinatus, 2149 nucleotides long. RefSeq lists its product as uncharacterized. NCBI's taxonomy places the organism in Eukaryota, Metazoa, Arthropoda, Malacostraca, Decapoda, Parastacidae. The record is from RefSeq and is a predicted model, not a curated record.
UCUGAUCAGAAUUCGUCAGUCUCACACAACGACAACAGGCGUGCGGCAAAAGACGCACCUUUCUGGUGACUAUCACCCAGGACCCACAAGCGCUACGAUAGUGUAAACAGGCAUCAUCAGCGAAACUUCACCACCAUGAGGUCUAUGUGCUUACUGGUGCUUCUCUAUGUAUACCUGAUGAAGGUGGAAAGCACCGAGGCCAAAUGGCAUGAUGACAGCCAAGUACGUCAAGUAAAUGACGAACCGGUAGCGACAAACGGAAACAGCACUGUUGAAAAUGGAAACAGCACUGCACAGGAUAACAUUACCUUGAAUGAGAGAUAUGGUCAAGGUUGUAGAGCUCUGGAAUCAUGCGAGCACAAAAGAGGAGUCUGCAGGACGCACUGUGAGGGACCUCACGAGGAAGCAAUAGCCCAUGGCUGCUCUGGAAACGGGUGCUGGUGUUGCAUAAAGAAGCAUAAAAACUGCCGACGUAGGGAUGAAUGUCGGGAUGCUCGAGGAAAAUGUCAGUCGAAGGAGUGUGGUCCCAACCACAGGGUGAUUCACAGAGGAUGUAAUGGUAAAAGCUGUUGGUGCUGCGCCCCCCGUCAUCAUGACAAUGAUCAUGUUGGUCAUGGCAACCAUGGUCAUGGUGGCCAAGGUGGUCAUGAGAAGCCAUGGGGUCACAACCGAGAGACAGAGAAAGAACCAGCCAGCGAAACAAAUGUUGAAAUACCAGCUGAUGUAAUAGUACGUGGACACAAUGAAGAACAGCAAGAAAACCCUCAAGAAGAGCAUGUAGUAGAGAAAGAGGAAGCAGAAGAGGAAGAGGGAGAAGAAGAGGAAGAAGGAAACGAAGAAGAGCAACAGGAAGGAGAAGAGCAAUAGGAGGGAGAAGAUGAAAAGCAACAGGAAAGAGAAGAAGAGGAACAGGAACGAGAAAUAGAGCAAUAGGAAAGAGAGGAAGAACAACAAUAGGAGCAUUUGCAUAUGCACUCAACACGUAAACACACACACACACAAUAACAAUAGGAGCAUUUGCAUAUGCGCGUCAACACGUAUACACACACACACACACACACACACACACACACACACACACCAAUAAACGCUCAGGAAAGAAACCUAAUUGUAGUUAACUGCGUACAGAUACUCCCGAAUUAAGAUUACUAAUACAUGUACUACUACACUGCUACUCAUGAUAGGAAGCACUUGCCAUAUUUCCAUCACUACUGCCGCAGCAGCCAUCAAAACACUAACUGUAACUAUCAUGACCCUCAUGCUAUAGAAGGUGACUACUCACUUAGGUGACACAUUCUAGUUGACGAUAAUAUAACACUAAUUACCUAAUUAACAUAUAAGAUACAAUAAAGGUCUCUAGAUGCAAGCUUUCCUUUAAGGCUUAAGAUUAAAGAACAAAAUGGCACAAUACCGCGACUGGAACAAUACACAAAUAACCUUCAUAUAGAAGAGAGAAGCUUACGACGACGUUUCGGUCAGUCUUUAACCAUUAACAAACAUGUUACUCUCUUACGAAUAUUUAUAUUUCAACGUAAUAUGGUAAUGACUAGGAUUAAAAUGAUCUACUACAAGCUGUAGAACAGUAAAAGGUAAUUGCUUUAAAUUACCUUUUACCUUUUGAGAGUAGAAAGUAAAAUGAUUUCGACUUAGGACAGCUUUAUUAAUAUUCUUAAGUGUACGCACUUGUAGCCUUUUAUCUAUAUAACUCUCACCAACAUUUAAAAAAUAACGUCUUUCUGAAUUAAAUAAAAAGUUAUAUCUAGCAGUCUUGUCACCGUCACCUCACUCGUCGUUGUUUCCGACUGCCACAGAGCGUUUACCAGUGAUCCAAAAUUCUUACUCCCACACAUGGUUGUGUUCAAUUUGCAUCAGACACGAAAUCUGUGAUGUUCCGGUUGAUCAGCUCACAGGCUCAACUGCCUGUUUAGUUGUUUACGCCGUGCCAGUCUUCCACAAGAAGGCUCCUUUCUUUGGGUUAUUUCUCAGUACCUUCUCAGCCAUUUCGAGACAAAUGGCAACAGGGUUGAUCUAAAUCAGUAACUAACAAUCAAUUUGCCAUCAAACAUUGUAAUUGUUUUCCUGGUCACCUUCCAUCACUGCCUGGUAUGGAAAAACAACCUACACAUAGUCGACACUACUCUCACGCAGA